Capsicum annuum is the source of this 2634-nucleotide messenger RNA. Its product is annotated as isoamylase 1, chloroplastic-like. Bases 727 to 1185 code for a protein of 152 amino acids. Lineage: Eukaryota; Viridiplantae; Streptophyta; Magnoliopsida; Solanales; Solanaceae. The record is from RefSeq and is a predicted model, not a curated record. The transcript is spliced from 6 exons.
AUGCAGCAUUUGGAGAUCCAUUAGGAAUCUUUGGCUACUAGUCUUAUCCAGGUUGAGUUUCAAAGUAGGGAAUGGUCAGAAAGUAUCAUUUUGGGAGGGCAAAUGGAUAGAUCGGAGGCCCCUGAAGCAGCUUUUCCCAGACAUUCACAUCUUAAGCCUACAACAAUAGGCCACUGUAUCUGAAAUGUGGACAGGAUAGGGAUGGAAUUUGCAGCUUAGGAGAAAUUUAAAUGAUUGAGAGAUAGAGAGGAUAAGUGCUUUCUACAAUACUAUGGAAUCAUUUAACAAUCUAACAGGGGAAGAGGACACAAUAGUAUGGAAGAUUGGCAGUAAAGGGGUUUUCAGUGUAAACUUUGCAUACAAUGAUUUCAUCAUCUCACAAAGAAGAGAAGAACUCUGGCCAUGGAAGAUGAUAUGGAGGGUCAAAAUCCCUUACAAAGUCAACUGUUUCUCCUGGUUGUUGGCUAAGGAAGCAGUGUUAACAUAAGAAAAUAUGAAGAAAAGGGGUUUCCAACUAUGUUCUUUAUGCUAUUUAUGUGGGGAACAAGCCGAGACAGUUAACCAUCUCUUUUUACAUUGCAAAUGGGCGGAUCAACUUUGGAGGAUAUUCAUCAGUCUAAGGAAGAUCACUUGGGUAAAACCAAGGAACAUUGAAGGUGUUCUUAAGUGUUGGAUCAAAGUGGGAAAUACUACAGAAAAGGAGGAGAGACGGAAGAUUGUCCCGGCAUGUAUAUGGUGGACAAUAUGAUGAGCUUCUCCGCUAUUUUGAAGGUUCAAAUUUCUGUGUUUUUAAUGCAUGGAUUUCUUUCAAAGUUUUUAUCCUGCAUAUAUUGGGUUACUGAAAUGCAUGUAGAUGGCUUCCGCUUUGAUCUUGCUUCUAUCCUUACAAGAAGUACCAGCUCGUGGGAUGCUGUAAAUGUCUAUGGAAAUUCAACUGACGGUGACGUGAUCACCACAGGCACUCCUCUCACAAGUCCACCAUUGGUUGAUAUGAUUAGCAAUGAUCCAAUACUUCGUGGAGUAAAGCUUAUAGCUGAAGCGUGGGACUGUGGAGGCCUUUACCAAGUUGGCAUGUUUCCGCACUGGGGUAUCUGGUCGGAGUGGAAUGGAAAGGUUUCAUGCAUGCGAAGUAGAGUUUCAGAUGUUUCUUCUUGGAUUCCCUUCUCAUACACCGGAACAUUAUAACGUUGUGAUGAUACCAUAUAAUUUGUGGAGUCUCUUGCGCAAAAGGAGGUGCUGGAAUAAUGACUCUUGAGAGUAAGAUUCUUGUUCUUGUUCUGUAAUUAUGAGCUUCACUCUGAUCUUCUUAAAUUCCAGAAGAUCAACAGAAAGAGCUGGCACGAAGAGGAAAUGCACUUUAUACUCUGCAGGUAAGAUUAGAGUGGAUUGGACUUGAAUAGGGAGAACUGGAACGAAGAGGAAAAGUACUUUAUACUCUGCAGGAAGGAUUAUAGUGGAUUGGACUUGAAUAGGGAGAAAUGGAUAUAGAGAAUAGCCCACAUUAUUUUGGAAAUGAUUUGACAUGCUCUAGAAGUUUAGGUAACAAUUGAAAUUACUUUGUUUCUCUGCACACGAGCUGAAGACAUCUAAUAUAUAUGGGUGUUGAUAAAUAUUACUUUAAUCAGAUACACUAUUCUAUCAACUCCUUUAUUUUCCACUCUUUUUCAGAAAUUAAAGUAAGUAAAUUUUAUUAAAGCAAAUACCUAGGUGUUACUGCAAAAUAAGAAGUUACAAAAAUUACAUAGAUCACCAUAAAGGAGCUGUUCUCCAAGGCUUCUUUUUCACUUUUAUUUUAUAGAUAGUACAAUCUCAUCUUUUUGUCGUUGAAUAUGUCACAAUUGACGUGAUUUUAAGAUUCAACACCUAUUAUAUUCUGUAUCCAAUUUUGCAAAUCAUUUUUUAGUUCAAACCCCAUGUCUCAUGUUGGAUUUUGGCUGCAAAAUCUUGGUGACAGCUAGGAAGAAAGAAAACAAUAUAGAACCUCAUGUUUGUAGUUUUGCUGGACCAAUCUUAGGAAGUCUUGUGAUUGUUUUCUGGUGAAAAUCCUUGCGACUUCAGUACUAUUUUGUAUAUAAAGGCUUAGCAGAUUAAAUAGUCGCUGCCAGAGUGCCAAGAGGGAACAGAGUGCCAAGAGGGAAGGGGGGUUUCUAUGGCCCAUUACUCAAGUUUUUUUUUCGAGUCAAAGGUAAUUUCGUAUUAACAAAACCUCAUCAUCCCAGAGAUGAUGAUAGAUCUUACAACUCCCAAUCAAAUGGAUUUUCCUCCUAGCAGACUGCCCAAAAAAAGAAACUUUACAAAUUACCUAUGUAAUCUACUAGAUCUAUGGUAUUCCCCCAAUUUCUUGUUUACACCAAAAAUAAAGUAAGCUAAGGCAAUGGCUUUUAGUCUUCUGGAUGCUGCAACUCUUGCCUCCAAAGCACCUGGAAUUUCUUUCUUUCCACAGCAUCCACUAGACACAAGCUGGAAUACUCAACCACCAAUCUUCUGUUGAACCUCUCUUCCCAGUUCCAAAUGCUAGUGUGUACCUUGGCAUUGUCCAACUGAUCCCCAGGAUACAAAAAAACAGGUUCCACAAUUUUUCAGCUGUGUUACAAUGCAGAAAUAGGUGGCUAUUCACUUCUACAUCUUGAUUAC